UGCGAGUGGCUGGUGAGAUAGAGGAACACAUGACGCUGUGGUUCUCUUCACUUCCUGUAACAUUAGGCUCAACAGUAACAGCUACAUGUGAAACAGAAAAACUGCCGACACUAUUUCAGAAGAGUGAGAAAAUGGAUAACUUCUCAAUCCCCUCAUGAAGACUUUUCCCCGCUGAAUGAGAUAGGCUGGAGGCACUGUAACAGCCAGAGGACAGCCAUGGACGCCCUGUCUGUCGGUGGAAUACAGCUCUCCCCGGUGAAACACUUUGACCAGAUAUUGGACCGCAGAGCAGAGAAACGUGAACACCUGCGAGGACGUAACAACGUGACCUCAUGUCGCAGCCCUACGAGAGACUUUGACACGAGAUCGAUAAAGAAGGAACUGAAGGAAAAGAGACAUCUGGAAUUCCUCAGGAGGAGAUCAGUGAGCCCAGAGCCGUGUGCUUUAAGUACGGAAAACUAUUCUUCCAGGAGAAAACCUUCACCAAACACAUUUGCAAUGAAACAUUACUGUUCAAUCAGCAAGUCAGAGGCAUUGCACACACAUAUCCAAAAUACUCCCACCACUAAUGGGAGGCUUCCAAUGAUGAUUUUAACACCAAACAGCAGCAUAGCUGAUGGUCCGAGCACCAGCAACUGGGGAAUAACAUCUUCUCUCACCUCAUUUCCUCAGGCUUCAUUAUGGUCAGAACAGGUAACACUAGCGAGGCAAGAGAAAGGCCAUGCAAGGAAGCAAGCAUCUACCUCUCCACCAGCAAUAAAGGAAUCAAACCAGCACAGGACGAAAAGCACAGAUAAAAGAGAGAACAGUGUUAACGCUCAAAAGACAAGCAUCAAAACAUUCAUCCAAACAGAAAAGAUUCACCAAAGAUUCCCCGUCCAAACUGAAAAUAUUCUCCAAAACAAAAGAAUGCAAGAGACCAGUGUGCAGACUGAGUCUGGACUUGUCAGUGUCAAGGAGUCAGAUCUUCAGAGGCUAACUGACUACUUGCAGGAGGCCCUGUGGAGAGAGGAGGCCAUGAAGAAGAAGCUGGCAGCCCUCCAGGAGAGCACGUCAAACCUCAUGAACUCCUCAACCAAAAUAUGGACGGCUCGCUGCAGUGAGGACCUGCUGAGAAACAAGAUUAAGGCUCUGGAGGCGCAGCUGCAAGUCUGCCUGCAGAAGUUUCCCAAGGAUGGAGUGAAGAAACUGGUGAUACAGAUGGAGAAGCAGAAACUGGUGUAUGAGGAGAGGGCCCUGGUCGCCCUGCAGAAGGUCACACAGGAGAAAACUGAAGCGCUCAGCAAGGCUGAGACAAUGCAGGAAGCGUUAAUGACAGUAAAGGCAGAGGCACUGAGGUGGCAGAGCCUUUGUGAGGAGCUGAAGCUGAGCUCUGGACAGCUCAGGGAGAACCAACACCACAUUAGUGAACAGCUGCAACAGCUGCACAGCCAAGUGGAGCUGUCCAGAGGCAGAGAGGCCGGGCUGCAGGAGGAGGUGGUGUCACUGAGUCAAGAGAAGAAGGAGCUGCAGUACAACUUUUGUCUGCUGGAAGAAGACAGCCAGAUCUUAAGAGAUGAAAUCCAGCUUCUCAGAGAUGGCAGCAAUGAGAGCCAGGACUUGAUGACGCAGGAGUGUGUGGCGUCUGAGGAAGCAGAGUCACGACUGGCGGCGAGGAGAGACUCUCAGGUGGAGGAGCAGCUCCGUCACACUCAGGAGAAACUCCGACUCAAAGAGAGAGAGUGCGAGGAGCUGCAGACAGACCUGCACGCCAUGGAGCAGGAGUGUCAGUCCAGCCAGGCCCGGCUGUCGCAGUGCAGAGACGAGCUCCGGCAACUCAGCCACCGCCGCAGGAGACCGACGCAGUGUGGCUCCUUGUGGAAGGUGUGUGUGUUCUUCCUUCUUCUCCUCGCUGUGGCGGGGGUUGCCAUGUUGUGGCUGUGGCAUCCUCCUUUCAGGGAGCAAGUUGAAGACCUGUACUCAGACAUAGAAACACGUAUCGAAGACUAUCUCAUGGACAUGGCCUCUCCUCAACACUCGAGCUGUUUUAGACCGAUAUGAAAAUGUCACUGCUCAGGAACAUUAUUUUUUUGUAGUUUUUCUUGUUUUUGUUUUAAAAUAUGAUUUUUUUUCUAGGAUGUAGUUUGUUGAUAAUUUUGUAUUUAAUACAAUUUUAGACUUGAUACUCAAAGUGUGUGAAAGUGUUGUGCUGUGAUGUGUCGGAUGUUUGCACAAAGUUUAAAUACAAGUGAACACUUCCAGUGGGAAAAUGUUUGUUUCUAAUGUUUGCAACAAUGAAAACAUGUUAAAAUGACAAGUUGGUUGACAUUACUGACAUUUCAAGAAGCUGUUAGAAGAGUUAUUACGACCAACACAAUAGUCAGGAGUAGGACAAUAGGAAGUAUCCUUUGUACUGUAAACGUCUUGAGUUGAACAAACUCCCUUGAAUUAUUAAAAAGCUAUUAAAAUAAUUAAGACAAUUAUUUCCACUGUAGCUCUCAAUAAAAGAAAGAAGGGAGAGUAAGCACUCAACACAAGAGCAGGUAGAGUUUUACAUUAGAACAAAUAAAGAAAUAUGGACAUAACAAAUG
Molecule: messenger RNA, 2570 nt
Organism: Cottoperca gobio
Lineage: Eukaryota; Metazoa; Chordata; Actinopteri; Perciformes; Bovichtidae
Gene: traf3ip3
Product: TRAF3 interacting protein 3
Exons: 14
Coding region: 217-2040 (607 amino acids)
Source: RefSeq, a predicted model, not a curated record